AUGGAAUCCAUGAAAAAAAGGCCCGAUCAUCCAGAUUUUUUGGUUACUACAAACGAUGGUGUACCAUUGGGUCUUCACAAAGCUCUUUUAUUUAAUAGAUGGCCAUUAUUCCGUGAAUCGCAAGAACGAUGUCGAACUAAUAUCCAAAAAAUAGAUUCUGGACCCUUCAAACAAAUUCUAGAAUAUUUAUAUGCUGGUCUGAUGCCAAGUGAAUCAUUACGACCAACUUUUGGAACAAUCGGAAUUCCAUUUCCAUCGAGUGACUUCCGAGAGAAAUAUAUAGCUGAUAUGAGACGUCUAUAUACAGAGAAGACAUGUUCAGACUUUAAAAUAUCUGCUCAUGGGAAAAUUUUUAGUGUUCAUAGAUUUAUUUUAGCAUCUUCAUCGGAAUUCUUUUAUUCCCUUUUCUCUUCGGGAUUCGAAGAAGACGUGACCCAAACAAUGGAAGACCUCUUCUCAACUUCCAUUAAACAGAUAGAGAGUAUGCUUAGCUACAUCUAUACAGGAGAAGUUGUUCUUUCAAGUGUCGAUGAAUGUUUGCAAUUUCUCUAUAUAUGUAAGAAGUAUAUAGUGAAAGCUCCAAGCCCGAGAGAACCUGAGACUAUGAUUGCAACUCUUAUUACAAGUAAAUUCAUGUCUGAGAUAGAUUAUGCAAGAUCGAAAGCUGUUUCUUACAGCUACAAAGUGUUAUCUGAGAUCCUCUCUGCUUGCUUGGAAUAG
Molecule: messenger RNA, 720 nt
Organism: Trichomonas vaginalis G3
Lineage: Eukaryota; Parabasalia; Trichomonadida; Trichomonadidae
Product: Potassium Channel Kv1.1, Chain A domain-containing protein
Exons: 1
Coding region: 1-720 (239 amino acids)
Biological process (GO): proteasome-mediated ubiquitin-dependent protein catabolic process; regulation of proteolysis
Cellular component (GO): cytoplasm
Molecular function (GO): ubiquitin protein ligase binding
Source: RefSeq, a predicted model, not a curated record